Molecule: messenger RNA, 1452 nt
Organism: Lepisosteus oculatus (spotted gar)
Lineage: Eukaryota; Metazoa; Chordata; Actinopteri; Semionotiformes; Lepisosteidae
Gene: mettl18
Product: methyltransferase 18, RPL3 N3-histidine
Biological process (GO): peptidyl-histidine methylation, to form tele-methylhistidine
Molecular function (GO): protein-L-histidine N-tele-methyltransferase activity
Source: RefSeq, a predicted model, not a curated record
CUCGUGUGGACGCGUGCAUGUGGUGUUGCUCCCCUGCUCGGUUUGCUGAAAUCUGCGGUGUUUUCAUCUGAGCCAUGGCAUUCAGCUUCAAUUUCGAUGUGCAGCUGGACGCGGGGGAUUCGUGUCUGGGCGAUCACGCCACCCUUCUGGCGAGUGAAGAAAAUAAGACUUCUAAAAAUACUGAAGAGGCUGGCAAGCCCCUCGAAUGCACACUUAAGGAAGCGAAGGAGCACCGUCCCCCCCUGGACUGCCGGCCCCUCCUAGAGAACUCCGUGUGCGAGACCCUCUCCCUGGGGACCCUGCCCCCGCUCUGCUACCUCAACGAGUCCGUGCUGGAGCAGACGGCCUCGGAGCGCCCGGACCAGGAGAAGAUCCUGACCCAGACCGCCGCCUCGCACUCCGAUCUCAUCGCCGGCGUGUACGAGGGCGGCCUGCGCAUUUGGGAGUGCACCUUUGACCUCCUUGGGUACCUGGAGAGUGAAGGAGUGACCUUCUCUGGGAAGAAAGUGCUGGACCUGGGCUGUGGAGCAGGAUUACUGGGGAUCUUAGCCCUGAAGAGAGGAGCCCAGGAGGUCCACUUCCAGGACUAUAACAGCACUGUGAUUGAGGCACUGACAUUGCCCAAUGUACUGCUGAACAUCGAGGAGGAGGAGGAGGAGGAGGAGGAGGAGGAGGGGGAGGGGAAGAGUAGCAGCCCAUCCCCCAAAAGGAGAGCCACAGGCCUCCAGACACGUGCUGAGCUCGCCCGGUGCAGGUUUUUCUCAGGGGACUGGGCGUCUUUCCUCACCCUGCUGCUCAGCAGUGACCCCCCUCCCAAAUACGACAUGAUCUUGACAUCCGAGACCAUCUACAACACAGCCUCCUACCCAGCACUGCACGCGGUGCUGAGCCAGCUGCUGGCUCCAGUGGGGCAGGUGUACCUGGCCACCAAGGCGCAUUACUUUGGCGUUGGGGGAGGACUGCACCUCUUCCAGAGUUACGUGGAAGAGAAAAACAUUUUCAGCGUGAAGCGUGUGAAGGAUGUGGAACAAGGGCUUCAGAGACAUGUGGUGCUUUUGAGCUUCAAAGAAAGAGAUGCAAUUCAUACUACAUGAACACGAGAUACAGAAAUGGUUGUAAUAUCAAACUUGCAAAAUAUGGGGGCUGUUCAAGAUUUCUUUAGCUUUCCUGGAGUCUAAAAUCGCACUCCAGUGUAACGUUAACUGUUUCUAACAGCAAACACAUCCUGGCUUCACAUUUAUUUUUUUGAACAAAAGAUUAAAUAAGUUUUUUCACUUUUGUAGAACACCACCAUGACAAAAUCUGUGGAAACCAAACCAUAAAGCAAGAAAAAAUAAAGCAAUCUAUCAACAUACUGGAUCCAUAUUGAUCAUACACACACAAAGAGAUUAACAACAAUGAAUGUUUCAACUAAAGGCUGUCUAAAUAUUUUCAAAGACUUAAAAGUAGUAA